Molecule: messenger RNA, 2159 nt
Organism: Cavia porcellus (domestic guinea pig)
Lineage: Eukaryota; Metazoa; Chordata; Mammalia; Rodentia; Caviidae
Gene: Pmel
Product: premelanosome protein
Exons: 11
Coding region: 61-2052 (663 amino acids)
Biological process (GO): melanosome organization
Cellular component (GO): melanosome; plasma membrane
Source: RefSeq, a predicted model, not a curated record
UCUUAUAUAGGGGCUUAUUCCAGCCUCCUAGCACCUUUGGUUGCAGGAAGAAAGAACAGGAUGAAUAUGUUGCCAGGAAGGUGCCUUCCCUACUUGCCUGUGCUGAGUGCUUUGUUGGUUGUGGGGGUCACAGAAGGAUUUAGAGACCAGAACUGGCUUGGUGUCUCAAGGCAGCUCCAAACUAAGACAUGGAACAAGCAGCUGUAUCCAGAAUGGACAGGAAUCCAGGGGCCUGACUGCUGGAGAGGCGGCCAGAUCACACCAAAAGUCACUAAUGAUGGGCCUACGCUUCUUGGUGCAAAUGCUUCCUUCUCCAUUGUCCUGCAUUUCCCUGAAAGCCAAAAGGUAUUGCCAAAUGGGCAGGUUGUUUGGACCAACAACACCAUCAUCAAUGGGAGCCAUGUGUGGGGAGAACAACCAGUGUAUCCCGAGGAACCUGAUGAUGCUUGUAUUUUUCCUGAUGGUGAACCCUGCCCAUCUGGUUCUAGGUCUCAAAGAAGAUGCUUUGUUUAUGUCUGGAAGACCUGGGGUCAAUACUGGCAAGUUCUCGGGGGCCCAGUGUCAGGGCUGAGCAUUGGGACAGGACAGGCAGUGCUGGGCACACAUAUCAUGGAAGUGACUGUCUACCACCGCCGGGGGGCCCAGAGCUACGUGCCCCUUGCUCAGUCCAGCUCUGCCUUCACCAUUACAGACCAGGUGCCUUUCUCUGUGAGUGUGUCCCAGCUGCAGGCCUUGGAUGAAGGGAACAAGCACUUCCUGAGAAAUCAGCCUCUGACCUUUGCUCUUCAGCUUCAUGACCCCAGUGGCUAUUUGGCUGGGGCUGACCUCUCCUACACCUGGGACUUUGGAGAUGGUACUGGGACACUGAUCUCUCGGGCACUUGUGGUCCCUCACACUUACUUGGAGUCUGGCUCAGUUACAGCUCAGGUGGUGGUGCAGGCUGCAAUUCGUCUCACCACCUGUGGCUCUUCCCCAGUCCCAGGCACCACAGAGGGGAACAUGCCGACUACAGAGGACUCUGGCACUACAGCUGGGCAAAUGCCCACUGCAGAAGUUGUGGGUACUACACCUGAUCUAAUGCCAACUCCAGAGCCUUCUGGAACCAUAACUCUGCAGGUACCAACCACAGAGGUCAUAAAUACUGCCCCUGUGCAGGUUGCAACCACAGAGGGCACAGGUACUACACCUGAGCAGGCACCAACCUCAGAGGUCAUAGGCACCACGCUUGCAGAGAUGUCAACCACAGAAGCUGUUGGCACAACAUGGCCAGAAGUGUCAACUGGAGAGCCCUCUGGAACCACGGUUGCACAGGCAAUAAUUACAGAGUUGGUGGAGACCACAGCUGGAGAGUUACUCACUAUUGAACCUGAGGAUUCAGAUGCCAAUCUAUCCAUGCCUACAGAAGACAUUUCUGAGUCUGUGAGCCCCUUGCUGAAUGGUACAGACACCUUAACACUGGUGAAGAGACAAGUUCCACUGGAUUGUGUUUUGUAUCGAUACGGUUCCUUUUCUCUCACCCUGGACAUUAUCCAGGGUAUUGAGAAUGCAGAGAUCUUGCAGGCUGUGCCAUCCAGUAAGGGCAAUGCAUUUGAGCUGACUGUGUCCUGCCAAGGCGGGCUGCCCGAGGAAGCCUGUAUGGAUAUUUCAUCACCUGGGUGCCAGCCCCCUACCGAGCGGCUGUGCCAGCCUGUGCCACCAAGCCCAGCCUGUCAGCUGGUUCUGCACCAAGAACUAAAGGGUGGCUCAGGGACCUAUUGCCUCAAUAUAUCUUUGGCUGAUGCCAACAGCCUGGCAAUGACCAGCACUCAGCUUGUUGUGUCUGGUCAAGAAGCAGGCCUUGGUCAGGCUCCCCUGCUUGUGGGCACCUUGCUGGUGUUGGUGGCGAUGGUGCUUGCAUCUCUGAUAUACAGGCGCAGACUGAUGAAGCAGGGUUCAGCCCUCUCCACUUCCCAGCUGCCACAUUGUAGCACCUCCUGGCUGCGGCUGCCCCAGGUUUUCCGUGCUUGCCCCACUGGAGAGAACAGCCCACUUCUCAGUGGGCAACAGGUCUGAGUAUCUCAUACAAUGCUGUGAUUUCCUAGGGUUGGCAGUGAUGCCUGUUUUCUGCCAUCUUCCCUUGGAGACUACCAUUACCUGAAAUAAACGCUCAGAACCUGGGA